Gamsiella multidivaricata is the source of this 796-nucleotide messenger RNA. RefSeq names its product Rhodanese-like domain-containing protein. The transcript has 3 exons. The record is from RefSeq and is a predicted model, not a curated record. The coding region runs from base 38 to 640 and encodes 200 amino acids. Gene Ontology annotation, molecular function: thiosulfate-cyanide sulfurtransferase activity. NCBI's taxonomy places the organism in Eukaryota, Fungi, Mortierellomycota, Mortierellomycetes, Mortierellales, Mortierellaceae. Gene Ontology annotation, cellular component: mitochondrion.
GGCGAGCUAUCACCCUAGGAAUAUUAGCACCAACCCAAUGGGCAAAUCUCUCCCUCUCUCUCUCUUUUCACAAUCAGCAUCGACACACUCCCUCUACUUCUCAUCCCCAUCUGGUUCGCGACCGACGUUUCUGCCUUCUUGCCUACGAAAACACCACAGAAAUACAUAUACCAUGCCUUCCUUCACCUCUCUCGCUAUCCCCGCUCUUUACCAGACCUCGCGCCAGUUUGCCCCUCGCUCAAUGGCUGCACUUCGCCAGGCACAGCAGCUCUCGACCAGGGCUAGCCAGAAGCCCGAGGUGGUCACCUAUGAGGAGAUCGACAGCCUUAUCCAGAAGAAGGACAAGAACGUCGUAUUGAUCGAUGUCCGCGACGCAGGCGAGGUCGCCCAGGGCGUCAUCCCUACGUCACACCACGUCCCUUUGGCCAGCAUUCAGGAGGCGCUUUCCUUACCCGAGAAGGAGUUUGAGCAGCGUUUUGGCUUCAAGAAGUUCGGCAAGGACGACGAAGUGAUCUUCUACUGCAGGUCAGGAAGACGCUCAGGGAUGGCCUUUGACCUCGCCAAGCAGCUUGGAUACAAGGGCGUCCGCAACUACUCUGGAAGCUGGCUUGACUACGAGGCCAAGGCUAAGAGCCAGUAGUAGAAAAAAAGCAAAGCGAGUGAAAAAAAAAGAAGAAAAAAAAAACGAAAUCGAUGUUGAUGGAACAACACUCGACGGACAACGCCUCCAUUGCUCUGUAGAUUCAUUGCAGACACCUGUACAGUAAAAAAACUCCUCAAUAAUAUAUCCAUAUCC